AUGAGCACAAACGGCCAAGACCAACAACAACCCCAAGCCCCAGUGACGACGUUCCAGCCUCACCACCCGCCCCUGGGGCUCUAUGAAGCGUAUAUAGCAAAGCGGGAGAUCAAGUUGACUGUGCAAGGCAAGAUCGCUAGUUCCAGGGGCGAUUUCGCGGUUGUGGAUGAUGAAGGCCGGGUGGUAUUCGUAUCGCACGAUGAUCCUGAUCCUGUUGUCAAAGGCGCCAAGCACAUUGCGGAUAUGAACGGCCAGCCGCUGUUGACCAUCGCAAAAGACAAGUCGUUGCUCCACAAACGAUAUAUCGUGACGAAUGCGAAGGGGGAGGAGAUUAUCAAGGUGGGGCAUAAUCACAAGUCUGUUAAAACAAGCAUAGACGCCCACUUCACAAACACCUCCGACAGCGUGGCGCACGAGCUCAAAGUCAAAGGGAACUGGACGAGCAAGGCGUUUGAUAUAGCGCUGGAUAGUGGGGCGGCGGUGGCGAGGGUUGAUCGGGGUGUUAUGCAGAGUUGGGGGCAGCAUUACUCGGUGACGAUCGCCGAAGGCGUCGAUAUCGCGCUGGUGACCGCCAUCGUCAUCUGCCUCGCAUCGUCCUUUGUGGAGGAAGAGGUCGCUGUCACGGAGGCAUGA
Molecule: messenger RNA, 633 nt
Organism: Cryptococcus wingfieldii CBS 7118
Lineage: Eukaryota; Fungi; Basidiomycota; Tremellomycetes; Tremellales; Cryptococcaceae
Exons: 5
Coding region: 1-633 (210 amino acids)
Source: RefSeq, a predicted model, not a curated record